CGAUUUAUUUUAUUACUACAGAAAGCUUUAGUCGAAUAACUUUGCUUCUUAAGAAACACACUUCAACAUGGCAGAAGUUAACAUUCUGUCAUCAAUGUUUACUGAGUUGAACAAAGCAAUUCAUGUGUCUGAUUAUAAGCAAGCUCUAAAAAUUACAAACAAGAUAAUCCACACGAAGGAAGGGAAUCAUGAUGAAAAAGCUAUGCAUUGCAAAGUAGCAUGUAUGAUCAAUUUAAACCAGUUUUCCGAGGCGUUGAAAUUCUUACAAUCGGAACCAAGUAUUGAUAAAACCUUGAUCUUUGAGAAAGCCUAUUGCCAGUAUCGUCUUCUACAAACGGACAAGGCACUUGAUACGAUCAAUGAAGUGAAAGAUCUCGAUAACAGACUGAUGGAAUUAAAAGCUCAAGUUUUGUAUAAACUUGGUUUUUACAACGAUUCUUUAGAUUUAUAUAAAAGAUUGAUGAAAGAGUGCGCAGAUGAAGAUGAGGAAGAAAGAAAAGCAAAUCUUUUAGCUGUGACAGCUUCAUUAUUUCUCUGGCAAAAUAAACAAGUCAACGUCGACUUGGAGUUGAGCUCGCAUGAGCAGUUUUAUAAUAAAUCAUGUCAGUUACUCGGGGCUGGGAAAGCAAAAGAAGCAGAAGAAUUAUUGGAUCGAGCAAUUACUGAAUGUAAGGAAUAUUUUGAAGAGGAUCCUGAUGUAACAGAUGAAGAUAUCGAGUCUGAAUUAGCUGUGUUAAAAGUACAACGUGCUUAUGCGAUGCAGUUACAAGGACGUGAAGAUGAGGCAAUGAAAGUGUACAAUCAAGUUCUCAAAUCCCGGCCUUCGGAUAUUGGGAUUGUUGCAGUUGCUUCUAACAAUAUCAUCACUAUUAAUCGUGAGCAGAAUGUUUUCGAUUCGAAAAAGAAAUUAAAAGCGACUUUUGUUUCUGGAAUUGAACAAAAAUUAGUCGGGAAACAGUUAAGUUCAAUUGAGAUUAACAAAUCUCUCUUGUACAUGUACUCCAACCAAUGGGAAGCUUGUCGCAAGUUGUUGAAGAAUCUAAAACGAUCACACAAAGAUAGUGAUGUGCCAUGUCUAAUACAAGCGGCUCAGUUUUGCAGGGAAAAGAAUUUUGACAAAGCAAUUGCAUUUUUGUUUGAUUUUAUAGAAAAUCAUUCUGACCCUGACGUCCAUUCUAUUGAUCUGACGAAUGUUAAACUGACGCUUGUCCAGUUACUCUUGGGGCAAAACCAAACUGAUCGGGCUUGUGAAAUUCUGGAAGAAAUGGAAUCUAUUUGCUAUCGACCAGGAGUUAUAUCUCUUCUCGUGGCUUUGUACGAUCGUCAGAAAGGAAGCGAAUCGAAAGUUAUCAAGAUUCUCAACCAAGCAAUUAAUUGGCAUCAAAAAAAGAAAAGUUCAAAUAAAAUUGUCUCAAAAUUGAUGUGGGAAUGCGCUCAGUACAAACUAAAACGGCAUAGACCCAAGGAGGCUGCUGAAACCCUGGAAAAAAUGAGGAAAAUUGACCCAAAUAAUGUGAAAGUUUUAGCUCAGCUAAUUUUUGCGUAUUCACAAUUCAACCCUUCAAAAGCUCAUCAUUUGAGUGAAGAUUUACCAUCACUUGAAGAAAUGUCUCUUUCAGUUGAUGUAGACCAUUUAGAGAAAAACGCAAUUGGCUUACUUGCACCGAGGUAUGUCAAAAGACAAGCAAAACAACAGCAAAAAUUACAGCAGACUAAAACAGGAAAAAAUAUGGCCUCCGGAGAUGAGGGAGGAAAAAAGAAAAAAUCAAAGGCGAAAGAAACAGUUUCUGAAGUGAAAACAGAUGAAGUUGUGAACGCUGAAAAGAAGAAACGUAAACGAAAGAAGAAACGCUUGCCGCAGAAUUAUGACCCUGCAAUUGAACCUGAUCCGGAAAGAUGGAUUCCACUUCGAGAGCGUUCAUACUAUAAAGGAAGACGUAAGGAUAGAAAGAAGGGAGUCGGAACUGGAACGCAAGGUUCUUCCACUAUUAGUGCAGAUAGUUUAGACAUGUCAAAACAAAGUACAACACAGACAGCUGGCAGCACAACUCCUGCUUCUCCUAAACCUGGAACUGCUGCCGUUAAUUCACCUAAGCCUUCAUCUGGGGCAAGACCAAAGACUAAACAAACUGCAAGAAAUAGAAAGAAGAAGGGCAAAGGUGGUGGUUGGUAAAUCCAAUUUUUAAACUUUUCAAUACAGAGCUUAAAAUGAGAAAUACAUCUCAGAAUCGGUGAAGUGUGCGAUUUAAAGAGAAAGAAAUGAACAGAUAUUUAUUCAGAUUUAUGCACAGUCUUUUGUGCAAUUUAUUUUUUGCUGCUGGUGUGUCUUUGUUUUCAAGAAAUUAAUUUUCAAAAUCAAUUUUUAAUGGUGUUGCAGGGUGCGUGGUAUGAAUAUUGAUUGUAAUUUGACAUGUUUCAACUCUCCUAAUGGUUUUGGUUCCGAAUUCCCAGUUGGCAAUAGAGAUUAUUAAUUCAUAAUAAUUAUUCAAACAAGAGCACAAUAGUCAAUUAUAUGCGCAUAAAAUGACUUCCGCAAUGCUAUUGAAAUUUCAGCCAAACAGGUUAUGCUAGUAGAAAAGCGAACUCGAAUGAAUUUAACUUAUUUUGAUGAUCUGGAGCAAGAAUGCUAAGAAUUGUACCAGAUGCCAUAUAACAGUGUUUUGGUUGAUUAAAAAAACAGUCGAAUUUUGGGUGAACUAUCAGCCCAUGUUCUAUGACUAGGAACAAAUUAAAAAAAAAGAGAAGUAUCGUUCUAGCGACAUCUUCCAUGCUUACGAAUUGAAAUGGAUUGGUCUAGUUGCAGAAGAAAAUUUUUUUUUUACAAAAGCAACAACAUUGGUUUAGCAGAACAAAUUAAUAUAUUCACUAAAUGUCCAAAAUCAUCUCCAAGACAAAACUUUUGUAUUCAAAUGAAAUGAAUAUUUAUUUCAUUUGAGAUCUUCUAGUUGCUGUAAAGUUAUGUGUUUUUUUCCCACAAUAUUUAUUGUCAGCCCAGAUAAAUUUUGUAUUACUGAUAACAUUAUGUGAUAGUAUCCACUUAAAAACCACAUGUCAUGUUUCCAUAGGUGUCAUAUGAUACCUAAAACUAGUUGUUGUUAUUUAUUAUCCCCUCAGGCAUAUUGUUUUAUGUUUUACAGCGUUAUGAAUUUUAUGAGUAUAAGUUCAGUAUAUGCUUUUGAGGUUAAUGAUAACUUGUUUUUUGUCAUUAUGGGCUAUUGUUGCUUUUUGGGAAGGCUUUCUCGAGAAUUCAGAUAAUAAAACUCUUUUUUUUUCGCAUAGUUCAUCAAUUUUACAGUAGAUUUAUUGCAAGAAAUUAUUCUAAUUUCUAAAUUACUUGGCUAUAUGGCAAUUAAAAUCUUCAAUCUAGUCUUAUACGGAGUUGUACUUUAUACAAGCAGCGUUGACUUUAUAAUUUUAAUGGUUGGGGUCUGGUGUAGUUUGUAUCUCAAGUACUUCUAGUGGGCGUAGCAUAACAAUUUUUGCAUAUGUUAAUCCUAACCUCAACCUUACUGUGUCCUCCUAAAAUUAUGUCACUACGACGUCACAGUGAUGUAGGUAGGCCAUUCAAACUAUACGAACUAUGCAAAGAUCGCUAUGCCCACUAGAAGUACUAGAGGUACAAAACCACACGAGACCCAAUGCCUGUAGGUAUUUCGUUCUUCAAUUGUUUUGAAUUAAACUAUUAAAGUAUUCAAGGGAAUUCUUAAAAUAUUGUUAAUAAAUAUACAUCCUGCCUUUGGUAACUAACCUGGCCUAGUUGUGAAAUAUUUUUAUCUGUAUACUUUUGGGAUGAGGUCUGGUUUUGGAGUUUUUGCUUUUCAUGUUUUAUUAAAAUUUAUUGUCUAUAUCAUUUUCAGAAUCUUUUAUGGUUUAUUGGUUAUUACUGAUGCGGAUAAAACGGUCGUCUAGUUGUGUACUGGCUAGCGCCUAUGAAAAUGUGUGUAAACAUGUAUUACUAUACCCCUAGUAGUAAUCAUUGCUAUUUAAUAAGAUCAGCCAUGUCAAAAUUUUUUGAAAAAGUUAUGAAAAUAUAUUGUUUAUUUAAGCUAGGGCAAAAGUAUAAUUUUUCUCUCAACACACACUUCCAGACUCCCUUAUUUUACUGUAAUUUUCAGCAAAUGCCAAAAACUUUCUCUAUGUGCUGUUUAUAAUCACUGGCUCAAAAUUGUUUUGCAAAGUAGUACAAUUGCUAUUUAACUGUUUAAAUAAGAUUUGGUGAUGAAGAAAUUUUCUUAAUUCUUCGUAAUUAAUAUAAUGUCUCAUUAUGUUCUGUUCAGUUUCUGUUACAUUGCCAAGUCACAAUUCAUAGUUUUUUCAAUGGAAUCCUGUUUUAUUUCAAAUCUGAUUGUUUGCAUCUCGCAAUGGAUAAUUCUAGAAUAUUCAUCUGUGCGACAAAAUUGAAGUUUUUUUCAAACCCAGCACAUGUUUUCCGAAAUCCGAACCCCCCUAUUUUUUGCUAUGCUCGGCAAUGGUUUGGCACUUUUAAUAAUUUAACUUUUAAAUAUCCACUGAGUUGAAACAUUUACAAAUGAGUGGUAAUAUUUACCUGGUAAAAAUUAGAUUUGGUGACAGAUAAAUUUUCUUUAUUAAUAUGUCAAAAUGAAAAGAAUGCCUCAUAAUAUUUUGUUCGUUUGCAAUUUCAGUGCCAAGACUAAUAUCAUGUUGUUACAUUUCAUAUUUUUGGUCGAAAACUAUGUCACACCUGCAGUUAGAUUGAGUUUACAAUUAUUUUCUCUGUUGCAAAAAUAAAAUGUAUGUUUUUUUCUCCAG
Messenger RNA from Styela clava, 4770 nucleotides. RefSeq names its product signal recognition particle subunit SRP72-like. NCBI's taxonomy places the organism in Eukaryota, Metazoa, Chordata, Ascidiacea, Stolidobranchia, Styelidae. Gene Ontology annotation, molecular function: 7S RNA binding; protein binding; ribosome binding. Gene Ontology annotation, cellular component: signal recognition particle, endoplasmic reticulum targeting. The record is from RefSeq and is a predicted model, not a curated record. Gene Ontology annotation, biological process: SRP-dependent cotranslational protein targeting to membrane.